Messenger RNA from Fusarium coffeatum, 921 nucleotides. RefSeq lists its product as uncharacterized. NCBI's taxonomy places the organism in Eukaryota, Fungi, Ascomycota, Sordariomycetes, Hypocreales, Nectriaceae. Bases 1 to 921 code for a protein of 306 amino acids. The record is from RefSeq and is a predicted model, not a curated record. The transcript has a single exon.
AUGAAUCCCAUCGCCUUUGUCUCCAGCGCGACUGGUCGACAAGGCUCUGCCGUUGCCCGCCAGCUUCUCGACAUUGGCUGGACCGUCCGAGCGACAACUCGCAACGUGGACUCAACCACCGCCAGAGAUCUGAAAGACAAGGGUGCUGAAAUGAGGCUCGGCGACUGGGAGAAUGGAGAUGGACUCAAGGACGCCAUGGACGGAUGCACUCACCUCUUUCUGAACGUAAUCCCCAACCAUGCUACUGCCACCUCCGAAGUUCCACUCGCCAAGCGUAUGCUUGACAUAGCCAAAAUUACAGACGUCAAACACGUCGUAUACUCUAGUGGCAUGGCUAUCAAAGAUUUCGAUAAAGGAAGAUAUUACAACCCGAACCACCCAAUCUGUCGAGGUCACGGCUGGAAGCGCGACAUAGAAAACCUUGUCCAAGAGGCCGGCUUUGACACGUGGACAAUCCUCCGCCCAGGGUUCUUCAUGUGUAAUUUUCUCGAACCAAAAGUCAAAAUGAUGUAUCCCGAUCUCGUGCCCAACGGCGUUUUAAAAACAGCUUUUACGCCCGAGACUCGUCUACCGCAGGUAGAUGUCGAGGAUAUUGGGAAGUUUGCAGUAGCUGCAUUCCGCGAUCCAGAACGGUUCAACAAGCAGUUUGUCCCAAUUGCAAGCGAGAAACUGUCACUCGAUGAGAUCAUGCAGCAGUUGGAAGACGCGACUGGCCGGUCCUUUAGCAGUGCGUUUCUGACCGAUGGGGAAAUCGAGGAGAAGAUGGCUACAGACAUGUUUGUUGCUAUGCAGCUCAUGGCUAGAGAUCUGGAGGACAAGGUUGACAUCGAGAAUGUCAAGAGCUGGGGAAUUCCUCUGACUUCGUUUAGAGACUUUCUUGAGAGGGAGAAAUCCUGGGUGAACAGCACGUACGUGGAAUGA